AUGAUUAAAAUAGGAGGUUCAUGCGUAGUCCAUAAGCAUAGAGGGAUACAACCUUUGUUAUUAGGAUUCAGGACCUAUGCUUCAGGCCUGGAAGUCAAACCGAAGAAGAAAACCAAAACUCAAACCGAUAUCUCUCAAAUUCCAGUAAAGAGCAUAGCUACCAUUGCAGACUUUUACGUUCCACCUAAGUUAACCCAAUAUUCAGUUCUAUGUUGGCACCGUUUAUUGUUCAGAAGAUUGGGUGCCUUUGCUAUCAAUACAUACAAUAUUGUGAAAUUCAAGCAGGAUACAAAGUUGAAGCUCAGAUUCAAUAAUUGGAAAGAAGAUGCGAUGGAGAAGUUUGUUAGAACCAACAAGGCAUUUGCUCAAGGCUGUUCUUUGCCAAAGGAAAGGAGGCAAAAGUUUUUGAACUUGAAAUUGGAAGGUAAUACUGGUACCUUAGUCACCCAGAGCUUAGUUGAAAGAGCAAAAUCGUUUCCUGAUAUUGGAAAGUUGAAGUGGGAACUUCUCUCUAUAGAAGAGAAUCCUAAAGUCAGUUCUUUUACUAUUUUACCGGAUGGAAAUGAUGUUACUACCUACGUCCAAAUGGUGAUAAAGGUGAAAACCAAGCAAAAGGUAACAUUUACCAACGGAAAAGAUACGAAAGAAACCGAAAAGGAAGUAUCUGACAAUUUGGUCUACACGUUGAACCCUUUCAGUGAUGAGUUAGUAUUGGUUGGAAAGAUCUUUGACUCUGACAAUAUAAGAGGUAUCCAACCUGACCUUAACUUUCAGGAAACCAGAGCUAUGCAAGAGUUUCAAAGACAAACUUCAGAUAUCUUUAGAGCCAAUCCAAAAACCGUAAACCUGUAA
This is a messenger RNA of Yamadazyma tenuis ATCC 10573, 852 nucleotides long. RefSeq lists its product as uncharacterized. The record is from RefSeq and is a predicted model, not a curated record. Gene Ontology annotation, biological process: protein insertion into mitochondrial inner membrane from matrix. Gene Ontology annotation, cellular component: mitochondrial inner membrane. NCBI's taxonomy places the organism in Eukaryota, Fungi, Ascomycota, Pichiomycetes, Serinales, Debaryomycetaceae. Gene Ontology annotation, molecular function: ribosome binding.